CUCAAUUGACUUCACAUCCGUGAGGCGGGCGGCCGUGCGCCCGGGUCAUGUUGGCGUUGCCGCGGCGGCCGGCCCGGCAGCGGAUCGCACUUGGCUCGUCGGCGCGCCUCUCGCGGCUGCACCUGACUGGCUCACAGCUGGGCCUGAACGCUCUGCAGUGCGACGCCAGCGACGGCGUCAUCUGCGGCCGCGCCGGCCUGGAGCGCCGUCUGCGCGGUCAGAGCCGCAAGCUCAGCCUGCCCGUGUUGAGCCGCACCGAGGCGCAGGGCAUUGCCAUCGGUGGCGGCCUGGCCGAGCUCGGCGGUCUGGGUGACCUCAGCUUGGACCAGGAGGGGCCGGCGCGGUUCUCGAUCGGCUCACCGAUGAGCUUCCGGCGCCGUUCGCCGCCGAGUGCCGCCGCCGCCGCCGCCGCCGCCCAGUCGCCCGUCGACGAGGUGCUGUCGGUGGAGGGCGACGGACCCGCGGCGGCCGCCACCGCCGCUCUCGCUGAGAAUGCCGCCGAGGACAAGCGGGCCGGGGCGGAGCAGGAGGGUGCCGUCGGCGGUGAUCUACCGGUGCACGAGCGCGCCGGCGCCGCCGAGCCCGCCGUCGCCAGGAGGGUGUUCGCGGGCAAUCUGCCGUUCAGCGCCUCCAAGUCAAGACUGUGGGACCUGUUUGAGCAGUUUGGAAAAGUAACUAGUGUGCAUCUAGUGAGAAACCACGCGAAUGGAAAAUCCAGAGGCUUUGGAUUUAUCACCUUCAAAGACGAGGCAGGCGCUCAAAAGGCGCUGGCCGCCGACGGCUCGCCACCCCUGUACGUAAUGCACCGCCAGAUCCGCGUGUCGCCGGCGCAGCCUCGCGCCGCGGCGGCGCGGCCCCGCGUCCGCUCCAGAGAGGCGGCGGCGGCAGCGGCGGACCGGUCGGCCGCUCCGUGCUACAUUGACCGCCUGCCCGCCGAGCUGCUCCAGCAUAUUCUCUCCUUGCUGCACGUGCGGGAGCAGAUGGCGGCCCAGUCAGUGUCGCGCCGCUGGCAGGCCGCGCUGCGCUCUCUGCUGGCCCGCCGGCACGAGCUGGACCUGCGUGCCUAUUUCGCGGCGGGCGACGCGCGCCGCCUGACGGACCCCUUACUGCGUCGCCUGCUGCAGCGCAUGCCGGCGCUGCGCCGUCUGCACACGGGUGGCAACGUGCGCCACUGCUCCUGGAAGGCGCUCGACAUUGUCUCCGCGCACUGCCGCAACCUGGAGGAGAUCGACCUGGACGGCUUCUGCAUCAACGAAGAAUCCCUGAAGAAGCUGUGCGUGGCCUGCCCGCGGCUGGAGCUCGUCCAUCUGCCGUCCCACUAUCACUUCAGCGAGUCGAGCGUGUGGGUGCUGUUGCGCUACCUGCCGCGUCUGCGCGCGCUCGACCUGAAGACGAGUGGGCGCGUGACGGGCCGCUGCUUCUCGCUGCUGCCGGCCAGCAUGGAGCGGCUGUCCGUGUCGAGUUGCGGCGCCCUGACGUCGGCCAGCCUGCGCCAGCUGACGAACUGUCCGCAGCUGCGCGAGCUGGACGUGUCGGGCGUGGUGCGGCUGGAGGCGGCCGACCUGGCGGCGGCGCUAGCCGCCUGCGCGCAGCUGGAGCGGUUGGCGGCGCGCCGCCUGUCACUGACGCCGCAGGCUUAUCUGCCGCCGGCCGGGCUGCCGGCGCUCCGAAUCCUGGACGUCAGCUUCUCGGACGGCGUGACGGAUGCGACGCUUCUGCACCUGGUCGACCUGGCGCCCGGGCUGCACACGCUCCAUAUGCAGGGCUGCUCGCUGCCCACCGAGAACGGUCUGGCGCUGCUGCGCCGGCUCAAAGAGCUACACGUGCUCGACCUGAGCUACGUCCGCGCCGUCUCCGACGCGUUGCUGGACCGGCUGCACGGAAAGGCCCUGACCGAGCUGCACCUGGCCGAGGGACACUCGGGCCCGGCCGCGUUCUCGACGGCCGGCGUCACCCGGCUGGUGCUCGGCUGUCCGGCGCUCACCCUGCUCGACCUCAGCUGUGUGGAGAGCGUCGGCGCUGAGCUGGUCGACCAGCUGGCGCGCCAGCUGCCCCACAGCCGUGACGUCACACUCUACGUGGGCGGGACGGACCUGCAGGAGCUGCCGCCACCGCCGCCGCCCGGCCAUCUCCGGCUGGUCGAUACCAACACCGUGCCGCUGCACAUGCGUGGCAUCAUAGAUGACAUGCUCUGGAGCGACGACGACAGCUACAGCGCCCAGGACCCGGACGAUUGGGACAUCGGUGAUAUGUAUGACAGCAGCUGUGAGGAAUACUAUGAUUACGAGGACCCAUUCUACGACGACCACGACCUGUAUUGAUGUUCUCCGAUGCAAGGUGCCGGGGCCCAGUGUAUCGUCGUGGCAGAUGACGGGCGGGGCCGGGUCGCCGGCGGCCCGCCGCAGCGCCGGCGUACCGGGCCGCCCCAGCGGCGCCGCAGCCAUCGUCAGCGGCGGCGCGCGAUCUCGCGCGGUUUGCGCUCUGCACCUCAGUCUGAU
Pollicipes pollicipes is the source of this 2498-nucleotide messenger RNA. RefSeq lists its product as uncharacterized. Lineage: Eukaryota; Metazoa; Arthropoda; Thecostraca; Pollicipedomorpha; Pollicipedidae. Gene Ontology annotation, molecular function: RNA binding; protein binding. Gene Ontology annotation, cellular component: SCF ubiquitin ligase complex. The record is from RefSeq and is a predicted model, not a curated record. The transcript is spliced from 12 exons. Gene Ontology annotation, biological process: SCF-dependent proteasomal ubiquitin-dependent protein catabolic process. Bases 48 to 2321 code for a protein of 757 amino acids.